Protopterus annectens (West African lungfish) is the source of this 5540-nucleotide messenger RNA. It is a transcript of the gene LMNB2, whose product is annotated as lamin B2. The coding region runs from base 197 to 2293 and encodes 698 amino acids. NCBI's taxonomy places the organism in Eukaryota, Metazoa, Chordata, Ceratodontiformes, Protopteridae. The transcript has 13 exons. The record is from RefSeq and is a predicted model, not a curated record.
CUUUAGGUUAGAGUGGUCGGCCAUCUUGUUUCUCUUUCAUUCUAUUCGUCUUAGUGUGUAUGAGCGCUUAUGUUUGAAUGAAUUUGCAGUAGACUGUAAUUUAGUAUCCGGUUUCAUAACAGCAAACUUGUUUAGCAGUGUACCAUUAUUCAUAACUUGUUAGUAAAGUACUUUUUAGUGCUGUCCUUUAUUGACGAUGACGACUAAGACCCCGACGCGCUCGGCCCCUUCCCGGAGCAGCGGCUUAAGCACCCCGCUAUCGCCAACCCGAAUUUCCCGGCUUCAGGAGAAGGAGGAGCUGCAGAACCUUAAUGACCGCUUGGCAACUUAUAUUGAGAAGGUCCGCUGGCUUGAGCUGGAGAAUGACCGGCUUACGGUGAAAAUCUCCGAGAAGGAGGAUGUCUCCGUACGUGAGGUGAGUGGAAUCAAGAUCCUGUAUGAAUCUGAGUUAACUGAUGCACGCAAGGCUUUGGAUGAUACUGCUAAAGACAGAGCGCGGCUGCAGAUUGAACUGGGAAAGCUGAGAGCUGAACUUGAGGAACUUAGUAAAAACUACAAGAAGAAGGACUCUGACUUGAUUGCACUGCAGGGUCGGCUCAGAGAUAUUGAAGCAUCUUUCUACAGAGUUGAAGCAGAACUUAAUACUGCCCUCAAUGAAAGGCGUAGUCUGGAAGCGGAGGUGGCUGACCUGCGAGCUCAGCUUGCUAAGGCUGAAGAUGCUCAUGCUGUCGCUAGAAAGCAGUUGGAGAAGGAGACACUUAUGCGGGUUGACCUGGAGAACAGACUGCAGACUUUAUCUGAAGAGCUUGAAUUCACAAAAAAUAUUCGUGAAGAGGAGGUACGAGAAAGCAGACAUCGAACUGAAAAGCGUCUCGUUGAGGUGGAUGGAGGUCGUCAGCAGGAGUAUGAAUUCAAACUGGCUCAGGCUUUGCAAGAUUUGAGAAACCAACAUGAUGAGCAAGUUAGAUUAUACAAGGAAGAGCUGGAACAAACUUUCCAUGUCAAGCUGGAAAAUGCCAGGUUGUCUUCUGAUCAGAAUGACAAAGCUGCUAGUGCUGCCCGUGAGGAGCUCAAAGAAUGCCGCACAAGAAUUGAAGGCCUGAAUUACCAGCUUUCCAGCUUGCAGAAACAGGCUAGUGCAGCAGAAGAUCGCAUUCGGGAGCUGGAGGCAUUGUUGGCAAGUGACAGAGAAAAGUACAGAAAGAUGCUUGAUGGCAAAGAGAGGGAGAUGGCCGAAAUGCGGGAUCAGAUGCAGCAGCAGCUUAGUGAAUACCAGGAACUACUGGAUGUUAAAUUGGCACUUGAUAUGGAGAUCAAUGCCUAUAGAAAACUGCUGGAAGGAGAAGAAGCAAGGCUGAAGUUGUCUCCAUCUCCACAAUCCCGAGUUACAGUAUCCCGUGCCACAUCGAGCAGUACUUCCAGCUCUGCUCCUUUUCGUUCAUCCCGUUCAAAGAGAAAACGUGUUGAAGUUGAGGAAUCUGUAAUUGGAAGCGGCAGUGCCAGUGCUGGUGGCAGCUCAGUGAUUGGCAGCAGUAGUGCUGUACUCCUUGGCAGCAGUAGCUCCAUGCAUGGAAGCAGCGGUGGUGCUGUGCAUGGAAGCAGCGGUGGUGCUGUGCAUGGAAGCAGCGGUGGUGCUGUGUAUGGAAGCAGCAGUGGUGCUGUGCAUGGUGGCAGCAGCACUGCUGUUCAUGGAAGCAGCACAAUGCACACUAGCAGUAGCACUAGCAGCAGCAGCAGCUCUGGUUAUCGUAUAUCUCAGCAGGCAUCCGCCACAGGUCCUGUCAGUAUAGAAGAGCUAGACCUCGAGGGAAAAUCCGUUUGUCUCAAGAACAACUCUGAUAAGGACCAGCAUCUUGGAAACUGGAGAUUGAAAAGGAAGAUUGGAGAUGAAGAGGAAAUUGCUUACAAAUUCAGUCCAAAGUUUAUUCUUAGAGCCGGGCAAACUGUUACAAUUUGGUCAGCAGGAGCUGAUGUGGCCCAUAACCCUCCAUCGGAUCUUGUGUGGAAGAGUCAGAACAGCUGGGGAAAAGGCGACAGCAUCAGGACAUUCCUUGUCAACUCUGAUGACGAGGAAGUUGCUGUGAGAAUUUCAACCAAAACUCUUGUUUCAGUUCAGAAUCAAGAUGAAGAGGAGGAGGAGGAAGAUGCUGAAUUUGGGGAGGAGGAUCUUUUUCACCAACAGGUUUUCAAGAAAAGCUAUUCAGAGGUACCACUGGAAAGUGCAUGGUCGACCAAGAAGUUGAGCUCUUCGGGUGAUCCCAAGAUAGGAUCUCGAGGAUGUUCAGUCAUGUGAAGACAUUUUCCAAACUUUUUCAAUUUUUUUUCCAGAGCCACUGAAAAAUAUUUUUGUAUAUAUUUUUUUUUCCUUACAGUACCUCUGGUACUUUUUAGAGACUUUUUUAAUGAAAUUGCCAGAGUUUUUAAAGGCUUUUUCUUUUCCCUUUUUAAACACUAGUAGUAUGUACUUUGAAAAGGGUUACCAAAACAAAUUAUUUUUUUGUCAGAUGGGAAGUUUGUUUCAUUUUCUUUUAAAAUUAAAGUAGGAAUUUUAAGCAAAUCAGAAUGGGGCGGAAGCCAGAGCUUUAUAAACUGUAGUCCAUUUUUAUUCCAGUGAGUCUUCCACAGCUUUUUAUUUUUUUAAUGCUAUAGUGGCGGACAUCAUGGUCAUGAGCAAACAAGAAGUCUUCAAGUAGUCUCUGUACUGAUUACAUUCACUCUUUGUAGUUUUGAAGUAUUUGGAUGUUGUAAGUACUUCAGAGGAGCACUGUGGAUUAAAUUGCUUGCCUACUGUAUAAUUUAGAUACUUUGCUCCUGUGGACAGUACUAGGACAGUUACUCAUAAAGUGACAUUUUAGCAUUAGUCCCACAUUAUCUUACAGAGUUCUUAACAGGGGCACCAAAAGUGUUUUGAUAGGUUGCACUGGCAUGUUAUGGCACUUCACAGCAGUGCCAAAAUUCAACAGAUUGCCUUAAAACCUGUACCAGGGCCAUUGAGACAAAUAAUUUUAUAUACAUGCAAUAUGCAUAUAAUGUGACACACAAGAUUCCUUAAAAUGGUUUGAAUUCAUGGAAGACUACCAAGAAAAUGUAUUUUAGCAGUCCAUUUUUGUGGACUGAGUCUGAUGACCGAUGAACAUUUUAAUUACAUCAUGCUUUAAUGCUUUACGCAGUAGACAUCUUUAAGUAAUUGAAUUUAGACUUUCCAUACAUUUUAGUGUUUUAUUUAUUUUAAUUUGCUGCAUAUUGGAUGGUGUAUUUUAUAAAUCAGAGUUUGUACUUCUGUGUAGAUUGGCAUUUGAUCUGUAUUGUACUUCCCUGAUCCAUCAUUUUGUCCAUUUAAUUUUAGCUCUCUGUACAGGAAGAAGAGCCAGACGUUCCAGGUCAUUGUGCCCUUUGGCAGAUUAGGCUGUUGUGCAUUAACAAAAUGUGCGACUCAUUUAGUAUUCCUUUUGUGCAAACUGUAUGGAUUUUAUUGUGUAAGAAAUGUUAGUGCCAUAUUAUGAUAUACUUGGGGUAUGGCUUUUGUACAUUUUCGGUGGAAUGUUUGAAGCAAGAUAAAUGAAUAGGGAGGUCAAAAUAUGGGUUACUAUUCAGAAAGUCCUUCCUUUAAAAGCCACAAAACCAUGUAGAUGUCGACUCAGACUUGGAGGUUAACUGUUGAAAAGGGCAUUAAAAGGAAGUUUUUAUCAUUGUGAACUUGUUUGUAGCUAUCCUGUAGCACUUGUUUACAAUCCACCCCAUUGUUGGGUGUUGUGGUGAUAUCGCAGAUCCAGCAUUGAGGCACACUAGGUAAAUGGAAUUUCUCGGUUUCUUAAUUGCAGCUCUUAGAAUUAUAAUUCAUCAGUUGAGUUGGCAUUUCUCAGAAGUGAACUCGUGAUCAAGUUACUAGUGAGCAAGACUUGAAUGGAAUGUAUAACCCUACACCAGGCCUGCGUUGACGCUGUGAAAUGUUAUCACAGGCAGCACAGUGUAUUCAGAAAGUGUUCAAUAAUCUCUCUCAUGCAAAUGAACCUUUCUUCCUCGUUUGUUAACAUUUUAGCAAAAUAGUGCAGUUUGUCAGCUUAUAUUAAAUUAUGUUUUAAAGAGCAGGUGUGGUUGAUUACAUUGCUUUAAGACAGUUUAAAAUGUAUUUUUGAAGUUCCUUUGGAUAAAAUGUAGUCUUUUGUUGCAUAGACUGCUUGCAGACAUGAUUGGUAAAAUCCUAACAGAAAUUCACUUCACACCUGUGAUUCUUGGAAUUUCAGUGAUUUUGCACUGCAGCUUUGUGAUAUAUUGUACACAAGAAGGCUGGUGGAAGUACUCAUUUGUCCGCUGGCUUGUCAUUUGAUUAAGUUGCAUUUAACCAUAAAGGUGUGGGAGUUUUUUAGGGCAAGUUGUCUCAUUCGCUGAAAAAUAUAUACAAUGUAACUGACAGUUAUGUAGAAUGUCACUUGGCUUUAGUAUGGCUUGCUGAAAUGCAAGCAUAGGAAGUUUAAAAUUUUAGUCAAAUACGUUACUCUCAAUCCUGGUGUCCUUAAGAAUGCAAUAACUGUGAAGGUGCUAAUUUUAGGUACAGAAAUAUUCUGUACUGCAAUUCAUUUUCCUUGUGUUGUCAUGAUAAAGUUUAACACUAGAUAUUAGUCUUGAGUGUGUUUGUAUUUCAUAAUUCAAAAAGGGAAAAUGAGCCCCCUUACUUCCAAUCCGGUUUGAAUUAGCUUUAGUAGUCUGAAUUAAAAUGCAGAAAUCACGCUUUAUGCAUUUAAUAUGUUUCUCAAUUGUUUGAUUUCAUUAAGUCUACUUUCAUAUUUAAUUUGACUAUGUUUUAAAAAUAUAGCAAUACAACUUCCAACUGCUGGGACCUACUUAUUUUAAUGAUUGCUUUAGCUGUGUAAAGCUUGAACCUGAGUCUGUGAAGUACACCCAGCUGAAUUAAACUGCAGGCCAAAACUUAAUUGCCAGCUUCAUUGUGGUUUCCAUAUUUUUACUGAUUAGUAAGCCCUAAUACAAUAUUGUCUGUGCCAUACUGUGUGCUCAGGUUUAGCAUUUUAGCAAAGCCUUAGAUAAAACGUGAGGAUGUUCAUAACAUAAUGUUUUAUAUUAAGCCUUCAGUAUUUCAUAUUCUGUAUGUGUUUGGAGUUGCCAAGGCAGGCUUGGUGGAGUCACUCCAUGCUGCUUAGCACUUUGUUGUGAACUGCUUAUUUUAAAUAUUCUUAAGUUUGAACAUUGCCGUUUGAGAUGCUGCAACACAGGUGUUCAUUUAUCCAAAGUGGAGAAACGUGUUUCUGCUCUCUUCUUGGGGUUGUAUUUCGUUGCUCAGGUUUGGGCUUGGAGCACAUUUAUUUACGUUUGUUACUUAUUGUGCAACUAACUGUGUAGUCUUAAAACAUCUUUUCAGACCUGAUCCCAUGCUUUGACCAGGAAUAUUUUGAGAAACAAAAUUCUAUAAUUGUUUUCAGAGAUCCUAAAUCUCUGUUGCAGUGUAACUCCUAAAUCUCUGUUGCAGUGUAACUUCAAAAUGUGUACAUCACAUCCUGCAAUAAAUAAAUGCCAAUGACUUUGUA